AUGACGGUGUGGUACUUAUUACUGACUGCUCUGCAGGUCACGACUUGUCAAGGCUAUCCACAGCAUAGGCACGAUCAUCGCCAGGUUCCCCGUGCUGCCUCAGAAUCAAGUGAUCUGAAAGGGCGUAUUCUGGUCAACAGCUUCCGUGGUGUCGUUACAGGCGUGUCCCAAACUGCUACGAGCCAACCGACUGGAACAGGUUAUGGUACAGGUUAUGCAACCCAGGCCCCUCUAACCGCUACCGUUCAGGUUAUCACAAGUGUGGUCCCUUCUGGUACAGCACAGAUCCUGCCGAGUUUGACUGAUAAGACACCGGAUACCUCUGGAGUCUACCUGACUAGUCUGGAAACCGAAGGCCAUCCGACUUCAGCCCCUGUGUUGACUGGAAACUUCACGUCACCGACCACUACUCUCCAACCCACGACUUCUGCCAUCCCUUCAGUCCCCAGACCAAAGAUGAAUGCGGCAAACACGCCUUCUGCAAACAUAUUCGGAAGCCCCAUCUCAGAUGGAGCGCCGCCAUCUGUAAUCAAGCAGCGGAGCGAUCAUCCUGUUGCUCGGCUUGGCAUCAAGGCUACGGCCCCUCUUGAGACCAACAAGUUCUACGCCAACUUUUUCCUGGGUACGCAGACAGCUCCGACAUAUGUCCAUCCCUUCGCUCUCAACUGGCCCAAAGGCACAGGGGUUGCCGCCAGCUGGGGCAUGGCCAUAUCUCAUGUUGAGGCAAGUCAGAGAGCAUACGGCAGCGUUGGAUCGAACGGAGCCGUGGCAUACUAUCUGAAUCCUAUCAACAUUCAGUCGUUCUGUAUCUCUGCGGUUGAGUUAGGCUCUUCAACAACCCUGACUACCGAUUCAAUGAGUCAAUUCUCGGCCAUGAUCAGUCUGCGAGCAACCUCGUCCAGUACGCCGGCAGUGCAGUUUCCUCUCGUUCAGGGGAUGGGGUUUGUAACAGCCAUCUAUAAAGGAGCAACUCCUAGGUUUGAGACUGGAGUCUUCUUCCGAACGGUCACGAAGAUCACUGCACAGCCGCGAACUGGUGUUACGAAGUACAAGUUCUUGCUGGAAGAUGGACAUACGUGGUAUCUGUAUGCGUAUGCUACCAGUGGCACCGCUCUCAACCUUCAGGUCAUCAACAACGGAUUAGCUAAGGCGACUGCGGCCUUCUAUGGAAUCAUCCAGGUUACCAAGGACCCGGGCAACGGUGAAGCGACCUUUGACAAGACCUGCGGUGCUUAUCCCACCGAUGUGACGCUUACUGGAACGGCUUUGGGUGCUCGUGGCACCUACACGUUUAAGUAUUCGAAGGCAGGUCUUUCGGGCGCACCCCUCUUCAUAUAUGCGCUGCCGCACCAUGUUGAGUCCUUUGAUACCACAACCAAGGCUGCAGUCACUGUCGUCAAGAUGCAAACCACUACCAAGGGAAUUGCAACCGGUGUGCUUGCGGAUUCCUGGACCAUGGUCGAGCCUAGACUGCCGAUAAGCAUGUCCUUCUAUCCCUGGUCACCGAACAAGGGCAGUCUCGUCACCAUCCCGAGCGACAUGAGAGCAAAGGUCCUGGCUAUCGCUAAGUCCGAGAUUUCUCAGGACAUGUCCGCUCAGUCUAAUCUGAACUCCAUGUAUUACAGCGGCAAGGCUCUCGCCAAGUUUGCUAUGAUCUUGGAGGUUGUCUACGGCAUGCUCGGAGAGAAGGCGCUGGCCACUGCAGGCUUGAUCCAACUUAAGAAGGCCUUCGCUCGAUUCAGCAGCAACACGCAGAUAUAUCCGCUUGUGUAUGAGUCUGCUUGGGGAGGCGUUGUAUCAAGUGCAACCUACACGACUGGGGAUUCUGGCCAGGACUUCGGCAACGCGUAUUACAACGAUCACCAUUUUCACUAUGGCUACUUUGUUCUAACCGCAGCUGUCAUUGGUCACUUGGAUCCGUCCUGGCUCUCCGCGAACAAGGCCUACGUUAACACGCUGGUCCGCGAUUAUGCCAACCCCAGCGCCCAAGACAAGUACUUCCCUGUGUCUCGGAGCUUUGAUUGGUACCAUGGCCACUCCUGGGCUCACGGCCUGUUUGAGACGUACGAUGGCAAGGACCAAGAGUCGAGCUCUGAGGACACAAUGGCUGCCUAUGCCAUCAAGAUGUGGGGAAUGGUUAGCGGCGAUGCGAACAUGGCCGCGAGGGGUAACCUCAUGCUUUCUGUUCUGGCACGGUCCUUGCAAAAGUACUACCUUUACACCAGCGACAACACGGUCGAGCCGUCCAACUUCAUCGCGAACAAGGUGGCGGGCAUCCUGUUUGAGAACAAGAUUGACCACACGACGUACUUUGGAACCAACACCGAAUACAUCCAGGGCAUUCACAUGCUCCCGUUGUUGCCCUCUACCAGGUACAUCCGUACAGAUAAUCUCGUCAACCAGGAAUGGGCGACGUACUUCAGCUCCGGACGCGCAGACUCCGUGGCGGGCGGCUGGAGGGGAAUCCUCUACGGCAACUAUGCCACGGUGCAGCCCAAGGCGGCUUAUAACUUUUUCGCCUCGUCGAGCUUCUCGGCGUCUUGGCUCGACGGCGGAGCCAGCCAGACGUGGUAUCUGGCGUACGCAGCAGGUGAGGUCUCCCUUCUCCUCUAUAUGGACCCAUAA
Phaeoacremonium minimum UCRPA7 is the source of this 2625-nucleotide messenger RNA. RefSeq names its product putative glycoside hydrolase family 81 protein. The coding region runs from base 1 to 2625 and encodes 874 amino acids. Gene Ontology annotation, cellular component: cell surface. The transcript is spliced from 5 exons. The record is from RefSeq and is a predicted model, not a curated record. Lineage: Eukaryota; Fungi; Ascomycota; Sordariomycetes; Togniniales; Togniniaceae. Gene Ontology annotation, molecular function: endo-1,3(4)-beta-glucanase activity; glucan endo-1,3-beta-D-glucosidase activity.